Kluyveromyces lactis is the source of this 294-nucleotide messenger RNA. RefSeq lists its product as uncharacterized. The coding region runs from base 1 to 294 and encodes 97 amino acids. The record is from RefSeq and is a predicted model, not a curated record. The transcript has a single exon. NCBI's taxonomy places the organism in Eukaryota, Fungi, Ascomycota, Saccharomycetes, Saccharomycetales, Saccharomycetaceae.
AUGCAUAGGCCUUGCGUUCAAAGAACCAGGAUAUCGGUGGCACAUAUCUUGCAGCUUCGCCGUAAGACUGACCUAUUGAACAGUUAUUUCAAACAAUCGUUCAAAGAGAACGUCAUUGAAUCAGCGACAAGGUAUGUCGUCAAUUAUUGCAAACGAUACGGUGAAACUUCUGAUAUUCCCUUGCUUAGUAAACCAGGUGAACCAUUGGAUAUCAACCACGUCAAGAAAUCAAAGUUUUUAAAAGCUAUCUGGAUACCUGGACCGGAACAUUGCGGAAUCCCAUUAUGCGCCUAA